This is a messenger RNA of Pangasianodon hypophthalmus (striped catfish), 8306 nucleotides long. It is a transcript of the gene ablim2, whose product is annotated as actin binding LIM protein family, member 2. Gene Ontology annotation, cellular component: actin cytoskeleton. The coding region runs from base 275 to 2437 and encodes 720 amino acids. Gene Ontology annotation, molecular function: actin filament binding. NCBI's taxonomy places the organism in Eukaryota, Metazoa, Chordata, Actinopteri, Siluriformes, Pangasiidae. Gene Ontology annotation, biological process: lamellipodium assembly; cytoskeleton organization. The transcript is spliced from 24 exons. The record is from RefSeq and is a predicted model, not a curated record.
CGGCGCUGUCACACGCCCAUGCGGAGCGCUCGCGCGUACACACACACACACACACACACACACACACCUCAGACAUUCACUGCGUUCAUCUGUUACGCAGGAGCUGUACUGCUCCAGAGCGCACGAGCGCGACUGGGAUUGCUCUGAUCCGUGUGCAUCUUUGGACUGACCUUGUGUGUGUGUGUGUGUGUGUGUGUGUGUGUGAUGCGCUCUCUGAGCUGAUCAGCUCGGCUGCAGCAGUGUAACCGGAGUGGAGACGGAUCCGCGCACCACCAUGAGCACCGCGUUUCAGCAGCAGGCCGUACACGGCGCCCUGGAGCAGCAGCAGCCCAAGCCUCAGAGCGGCCCGAUCCUGUGCCAGAACUGUGGCCAGGCCUGCAAGGGCGAGGUGCUGCGGGUGCAGAACAAACACUUCCACAUCAAGUGCUUCAUCUGCAAAGUGUGUGGCUGUGACCUGGCUCAGGGAGGCUUCUUCGUGCGGCAGGGCGAGUACAUCUGCACUCUGGACUACCAGCGUCUCUACGGCACACGCUGCUUCAGCUGCGAGCAGUUCAUCGAGGGCGAGGUGGUGUCCGCGCUCGGCAAGACUUAUCACCCACGAUGCUUUGUGUGUGCCAUUUGCAAACAGCCAUUUCCUGCAGGCGACCGCGUGACGUUUAACGGGAAAGAGUGCAUCUGUCAGAAAUGCACUCAGCCUCUGCCUGCCAACAGCUCAGCACCCGCUCAGGCUGUCCACAAUUGCUGUGGCUGUGGGAAGGAGUUUAAGAACGAGCAGUCGCUGGUGGCUCUGGACAAGCACUGGCACCUGGGCUGCUUCAAGUGCAAAGUGUGCAACAAAGUGCUCAAUGCUGAGUACAUCAGCAAGGAUGGAAUUCCAUACUGUGAGAUGGACUACCAUGCCAUGUUCGGCAUCCAGUGUGAGAACUGCAAGAAGUACAUCACAGGGAAAGUGCUGGAGGCUGGAGAUAAACAGUACCAUCCGACAUGUGCCAGAUGUGUGCGCUGUGAGCAGAUGUUCGGAGAAGGGGAGGAGAUGUACCUACAAGGUUCUUCCAUCUGGCACCCUGCUUGCAGACAGGCAGCUCGAAUGGAGGAGAAAAGUAAGAAACAGGUGCGGAUACAGCUCAAUGACAGGAUUCUGAAUGUACCUGAGCAGGUGACCAGGACUUCCUCUGAGAGCAUCACCUCAGUUCCCGCCUCCAGUGCGUCUGGAUCUCCAAGCAGAGUUAUCUAUGCAAAGCUGGGCGAUGAGUUCCUGGAUUAUAAAGACCUCGCAGCUCUUCCUAAGAUAAAGGCCAUCUAUAACAUCGACAGGCCCGACAUGCUUUCAUACUCACCUUAUGUCAGCUACCCGUCAGAGGACAGGACCUAUGUAGAGUCCCCGCAGUUCCUCACUCCGACUCCGACAGAGGGAGAUGGGGAAAAAUCACCCCGUCAGAGAAGACCCUCCAGCCCCAGCUCUAACAGUUCAUUGGGCGGUUACGGCCGCUACACCCCGUCCCGCUCACCACAGACCUACAGCAGACAAGAACAAUAUGAGAGCAGUAGGUACACCCCCCAACCUGGGAAUUCCAACUCGUUGCCCGUGUACCCCGGGGGUCGAUAUUCUGGCCAGGGUAGUCCCAGAGACUCUUCUUCACUGCCCUUGUACUACACUAGUGGUGGUAGAAGUACCCCACAAACUCUUUCCCUGAACCCCACCACCCUGAACAUGCUCCAACAGCACAACUACAUCCCAUACUUCAGAGGAAUUGAGACAGAAUUCAAACAAGAAACUAAACCUAGGACAGACCUGCAUCUCAAUUUGCCUCCUUACGGUAGUGAAAGUGGUCGUAGUACCCCGAGCCUCUCCACCUACUCCGAUGGCAAAUCUCCGUCCUCUGCAUACGUGGCUGCACCUAAGCAUUUCCACAUCCCAGAUAAUAAAGCCAAAGAUAAUAUCUAUAGAAAACCCCCUAUCUACAAACAGCAUGCCUCCAGAACCUCCUGGCAAGAUGGAGAUGAUGUAGACAGAAAGACCAGAACUAGCUGGACGCUUCUAAAGAGUCAGAGUGAUGGACAGUCGCCGGACAUUGACCCCAGGACUUCCACACACAGCCUGCCCACGGAUAUGUCUCAGCCCAAUUUCCCCUACAAUAAGUCUGCUUCACUCCCAGGCUACGGGCAUAACGGCAUCUACAAGGCGGCUGAUCUUGGAGAGGAUGACCAUGACUCCAACUGGGGGGCAAUGAGAGAGUACAAGGUGUACCCAUAUGACAUGCUGGCUGUGACACACAGAGUAAGAGUGAAGCUGCCGCGUGAUGUGGACCGCACCAGGCUGGAGAGGCACCUGUCCCCAGACGAGUUCUUCCAGGUGUUCGGGAUGACCAUCGCACAGUUCGACCGCUUGGCUCUGUGGAAGAGAAACGAACUGAAGAAAAAAGCUCGCUUGUUCUAACCACCAUCAACACCACCGACACCACCACUAACACCACCACUACGCCCCCGAGAGAACUGAGAGAGAAGAUAAACGAGGAGGUUCUCCUCAAUCAGUCUACGUAUAUGCAGAAAUAAGUGAAAGAGUGAAAAAAAUAUAUAUAUAUAUAUACAUACAUAUAUGCACUUCCAUUCUGCUGCGCUGCGUACCUGCUGUCAUAACGCUGAAGAAAGGAGGAGUGUGUUAUUUACACCGUCACUUCACAGCCUCAGUGUUAGCCAUGGUAGCUUUCUGUGCGAAUGCCACGUUAUAUCUGUUCUGAUGGGGAAGGAAAACCAUCUACAGUGUGUACGUCUCUCCUGUUCCCUGAUCUCGCUCACCUUUCAGAUAACUGCAAUAAGGAUCUAUAUGUGAGGUAUAUAAGCUGUACGAUUUCGUGUGUGUGUGUGUGUGUGUGUGUGUGUGUGUUUGCUAUGGAAAGCCCUUCAUCUCCAUUUUUAUCCAAUCAUUACAUAUUUUUCUGUUUUUAUCUGUCUUUUCCUCCAUUUUCCUCAGCUGCCUGUCACAAUCAUUACAUAAUUAGCUAAUAGAUAUGAUUUGAGAUGAUAGUGUUUAACCAUUACAAUCUGCAGUCAUAUAUUUACAUAAAUGUACGAAAAAACACAAAUUGGAAAGCAUACGGCCUGUUUUACAGCCUGCCACAUAUUCAAUAAUCCAUAGUUAUUGCUAAUGAUUCAGAAAACACUGAGUGGCGUUUCAGUCCUAUGGUUUAAAUUUUCCGAGUUAGAACUUGUGGCCUUGAAAUGCUGCCUUCACAUGCUAUCAGAAUUAUCGUAAAUAUGAGUUUCCCACUAGGAAGUUGCAAAGACCCCUCAAGCUGUAAUUACGACUGGGAAACUCUGAGAUAAUUUUGAUUCCUGAGUUUCUGAGCUGUGAGGAGUCCUAAACCUUCAGCAUGGCGGAGGAGAGAACAGUUUCUGUACUGACUAUCAGGUUUUGUUCAUUUUUCUAAAAGCAGCUAAUUGUUAGCACUUGCAGUUUUGGUCAUAUUCAUCGUUGUAUAUCAGCAACCAUUCGAUGCAUGGUUCUAUGCAGGCUAGCUAACUGAGUAAUAUGUGUUAUGGUGUCAAAAUAAAAGUAAAAGAAAAAAGUAAUAUGUAUGAAUGAACCUGGCGUCGUCCAUGUUUCAUGUUCUUUCUGUCAUCAAAGCAUGUGAACAUGACGUACUCGUAAUUACCACUUGAGAAUUGGAAAGUAGAAUAAUUCCCAUAGCACAUGAAGGCAGCAUAAUUCUUUCUUCAGUCUAUAAAUCAGACACGCUGUUAGUCAACAGUUUUUGAACAUCCUUUUGGUGUUAAACCUGACUACAAUCCUCUAGAAUUAGAAAAUCUAAGUAAGAACUGACUAUAGGUGAACUGAGAAAUGUUUUCUCUUGUUGACUUCUUGUUUUUAUUUUAUUGGGAGAAAAAAAGGCUGAUCUGGUUCACAAAUUAGGUAUUGUUAGCACACAAGAUAUUCUUUUGCAACGCAUGUGACACUAACACUGUCUAAUAUCAACUGCGAGAUACUUUUGCACUUUUACAGAAACGGCUUUAUUAAAUAAGUGCACUCAACUUUAAUAAAGCGCUAAUUCACAUUAGAGUCUCAUUACGAUCAGUGAAUAGGUCCAUAAAUACUAACGUCUAGGGAUUUUAUGGAACAUUUUUGUUUAAUUUUUCCUCUCUUGUUUAACAGCUAUUAGUGCGUAAACUGUAAUAAAAACAAACAAAAAAAUCUCCAUGGUUUUAAAAAACUUGACAUGCAGUAUAAAUUCAGUUUACUUACUAUCUUUACUUACACAUCUUUUAGUAAAGUUUUGUGUAAAUGAUUUCGUGGGUCAAACUGAACUAAAAUUUUAUGGCAAAAUUCACAAAAGAAUUUUAUUGUUGUACGUUGAUGAACGCCAGUGAACCAUAAAUUACCAAACGCAUUCAUGCUGCGUUCGACUCGAGGUUGUAACUUGUAAUUCCCAACCUCCAACCAGUAACAGCCAAAGGAAACGCCCCCUCAACUACUCGUCAACUCGGAAUAGUCUUCUCAACUGCGAGUUCCUCUCCUGUUUACAGAGUGACAUCAAAUCAACAUGGCCGCUCACAGUAUCAACAGUAAACAAAGCAGCACUUCUUAACUUUAAAUGAGUUACACUGUACUGUGUUAGCUUUAAAUCAAUCAACAUACAGACGUAUUCGCUUGUUAAAUCUAUAACACUGACUGUACAGUUGUGGGGAAGAAAAUAUACAUCACUCAUCACAGUUAGCUGGCUAGCUUGUUGCUAACAAAAGACGAACAUGUAGACGAGGGGAAAAAAAAUCGCUGAGGUCAAAAAUGAUGUCAUUCCAACCUGCGAAUUACAGCUUACGAGGAAAAUCAAAUGCGUCAUCACAGCACAGCUGUUUUAUUAUUAACCACACCCACAAAACUCCAUAAAAGCUCACAGAGAGCUGAAAACCACAAAAUGGCGACAAUUCAAUUCAAUUUUAUUUGUAUAUCACUUUUAACAAUGGACAGAAAAUAAAUACAUUCAAAAUAAAUUAAAACAAAAAAAUUGUAAAUGUGUGAAUUUAUCUGUUUAACAAUGACGAAAGCGCAUGUUGAAAGUGCGGCACACGCUAAAUCUUCCAGUAAUGCAGCUCAGCCAUUGCAGCGCUUCAGCUUCCAUAGACACGCGUAAACACCGCCUUCUUUUAUUAGGUGCCAUUAUGUUCUUCUCAAGCAAUGGCUAGUUGUUUUUUUUCUUAUUUUAUGGAUUUCUUUUUGGAAUUACCUUCUUUCAAAUCAUUAAUAUAAAAUAAAUGUUUCAUUAAAUUGGUAUGUAAUUGAGAUAAAUAAAGUGAUUUAAACUCAACAGCAUAAUCUGUAUCCACAAAAUCUCAUCCACAAUUAGAAGAUUUGAAGCCAAUUAAUUCUCCUUAUACGGACAUUUGCACAAAUUCCAGAGCAAAAUGUAGAAUAUAUAUAGAAUAUGUUUUUCAAAAUAACUGUUUUUUUGUGGCUAAGCAAAUUUGUUUGUAAAUGCACCUACGAACAAUUUACGCAUAAAAUUGCUCGUAUCCAGCGUGAUUAAUGGUCCCAAUGUCUGUAAAGAACUGUAUGUGCCAUGUGUUAUUACAUGCAUACAGUAUAUAACAAGUGGCAUAAAUUCAACAGGAAAUGGCAUUAAAUCAUUAAUUAAUGAAUCAUUAAUUUUUCUGACAGUUUAAUGAUUGUGACAGGUUUAUACUCUGACAUACUGCACACGUUAUCCUGAGUUAGAUAUUUAUCAUGCUAACUGCGGUGUAUUAGACGCUUACUAGCAUGAGUUCAGAUCUAACAAAGCAUUUUCUAACGUAUUCAGCUCUUCACUUUCUUCAUCUUUCUUUUUUUUCCAGUGGCAUCACUCAGAUUAAAAAUGGUGGUUUAUGGAGUUAUAUCAAAAACCUGAUUGAUGAACCAAUAAGUAAAAAAUAUGGCUUUUUUCAUACGUUAUAUUAUUUCAAAUCAGAUAUAUUCUCAAACUUUAUCGGCACACGCUCUAGCCUCUUCGAUCAUGCUCUUCGGAAUAUUUUUGUACUCUAUUUUUGCCGUGAAACUCACUAAACUCAUUAAACUCAUCAGCAUCGCAGAAGGAGACACGCCAAGGUUACCUUCAACUGUAGCUUUAUGCUUAUAUACAUAUACAUAUAUAUAUAUAAAAAACAAUAAGCAUUUGUGAAGCGGUUCAGUGACACAUCACUGCAACCCAAACGCUGCAUCUUUGCGUUCUCUGUUUCUGAAUAAAUGUGUGUACAUACAAUGUAAAAAUAGCUAGAGCAUGAUAUGCUGAUGAAAUGAAAUGAGAUCAUGAUGAGUUCAGACUGUAUCGUACGCAUCCUUUGGUACAUGAUUGGUUGGUUUUGCUUUCAAUUCAUUCAUAAAUCUGAUUUACGAAAAGCCUUAAUCAUGUGGGUGUGAGAUGAGGAAUACACUCUCCAAUCAUUAUUCCAAAAAUUGCAAAAUUGUGUUUUUUGUGUCUAAAUGAAUGUCAAACUGUAGUUCAAAAUAAAUGUAAGAUUCAUUAAAAUGCCUUUGUGGUUAAGGCUCAAGUUCAAAUCCUAUAAGCUCUGAUAAAGACUAUCUUGGCCUUUAUUUUGUGGGGAUUUUUUUUUUUUGCUAUUUUUUUUAAAGGUGCAGUUUGUAAUGUUUUAAAAAAAUGUAUCUAGAUCUGUAAUAUUCAUACGCCUUUAGAGGUAACUUUAGUAAAAAUGUAAUUCACAAUAAUACCUUUUUUAAAUUUAAUUCAUUUUAUUUUUUAAGGCUAGUGGUUUCAUUGUUCUGGCCCUGAAAUUUACUCUAAACAAGUACUGCUCAGCCCUGCCCCCUUUUUUCCUUAAAAGGCAACUUACAUGGCAUUUUGACUUACAACAUUGUUAUUCAACAUAGCUGCCUAUUUUUUUUAAAUAAUAAUAAUAAUAAUAAUAAUAAUAAUAAUAAUAAUAAUAAUGACAACAACAACAACAACAACAAUAAUAAUUUUUCAUUUCUCUGUUUUCAUUUUUCUGUCCCUGAAAUUAGCUCCAAACCAGUACUGCUCAGCCCCGCCCCUUUUUCCUUAAAAGGCAACUCACAUGCCAUGAGUGGUCGGUUAUGUUUUUAUUGCGAGUGCAAUUCACCACACAAGCAGCAGAGGGCUCUGAAUAUUACACACUGCUCCUUUAAAUGAUAAAUAUGAAUUCUUUCUUUAGUAAGACUACCCCGUUAAAUAAAUGUCUGUGGUGGAGAUUUUUGUUGUUCACUAUCAUGAUCCUUACAUUUUAAUAUAUUUUACUGCAAAGCAAUAGAAAAUGUCACGUCACAUUUAUGUAACAUUAUGAGCGAAUACAUCUAAUCAUUUGCAAAAAGUAUGUGUAUGAGUGAAAAAUGAUUUUUUUCUAGGGAUAUCUAGUCCUCCUCACCUGUCCUGUCAUGGCCAAAUGUUUCCACUCACGUUGUAGGGCGUAUAUAUUUUUGUCACUUUUGUGAAUAAAUUUGUGCAGGAAAGGUUCCCUGAUGGACCAUGCUUUGUUGGGUUGCAUGGAAGUUUUGCUUUAUUUGAACAGCUGUUGGAGUUUUUUUUUUGUGUGUGUGUGUGUGUGUGUGUGUGUGUGUGUGUGUGUAUGUGUGUGUGUAUGUAUGUAUGUGAGUCAGAUCUGGCCAGAUAAGUCAAAUACAGAUGUUCAGUCUGCUUGUCUGUCUCUUUACUCUUGAUUAAACAGUGAAAAAGUGAAAAUCAGGACCCACAAGAGCUCGGCUCAUAACUCAUAACUCAUUGGCUCAUAGCUUUGCUGGAGUCAGGGUUUUAUGUUAUUCUGAUUUUCUUUGGUGUUCAUUUUCCUGUCAGCCAUGCAGGAAUGUAAUCAGCAUUUCUUUCUUUCUUUUUCGGACUGUAUGAGUGUAAAAUAUUGGAUCGUAGCUCUAAAUAAACAGUGUCAGUGAAAGCAGAAGAGCCACAUUACUGAUUAUGAUUCAUACUUUUUGGACUGAUUGAGAUUAUCCAGACCAUGUUCAUGUUUUUCAUUUAUAUUUCCUCCUUUUUGUUUAUAAACAUGUCUUUGUGUUGUUAUACACAGCGAAUGUAACAUGAAAGCUCCAGACACUGAGAUGCCAAUCACAAAAUUUGUUUGUGUGUGUGCGUGUGUGUGUUUUUUAAUGAACUAACAAUUGCAUAACCACAGAUACGUCUUUAGGCCAAUGCUGUGAUUUUGAUGUAGUUGUGGCUGUGCAGCAGUUUGAGAAAUAUGAAGGUUUAAUACAAUAUUGUUACUUAAACCUUUAUGUUUUUCCUUUUCUCUUCAUUUGCUUUGCCGGACUGCAAAAAAAAAACUGAUGUUCAUCUUUCAAUAAAUGUGUCAUACAG